Molecule: messenger RNA, 1988 nt
Organism: Triplophysa dalaica
Lineage: Eukaryota; Metazoa; Chordata; Actinopteri; Cypriniformes; Nemacheilidae
Gene: wdr25
Product: WD repeat domain 25
Exons: 6
Coding region: 581-1876 (431 amino acids)
Molecular function (GO): protein binding
Source: RefSeq, a predicted model, not a curated record
UCCGGGACGUUCCGCGUAAUAUUUCAAAUGAAAUUCGUCUGCGUGUUCGAAUAUUCUCACAUUAAACUCUAUUUACUUAUAUAAACGCAUUUGCGUAAAUAAGCUAUACAACAGUAACACAGCCACGUUUAUAGUCAUAUGUUUAUUUAAUAAAAUAAAUUUGGCGUUUCGGUGUCCUUUUAUAACGAUCUAUUGACAUGUAAACGUUAUUCUUUUAAACUAGAUCACAUUUAUUCGCCAUUUGUAGUUUAAUAACAGACGUUCGUAUGGCAUUUUAUGCUUUUUCUUUUAUUGUAAAAACAGGGCGGUUGAAUUUAAGUGAGAAAUAAGACACCAGUGACAGAAUAUAAGUUUGUGUUUGUGCGACUGUUCGUGUCACAGUAGUGUGGAUCUGAUGUUUCUAAUUAUGUUUAUUUAUUAACAUCUUUUAUUCAGAUUCAAUGUUGUCAUUAAGACAUUAUGAAGACACAUCAUCAGGAGUCCAGCAGGUGGCGAACUCAUCCUUGAAAGCAAACUUUCACUGGACAUCGAGUUGAUCUUACAGACAGCGUUCAUUUAUUACAACAAAACAAGGGUUUAAAUGGCUUCACUGGUGGAUUAUGAGGAUUCAGACGGCGAGACAAGUGAAGAUUGUAGAACUGAACCUCAUGACACUGGGAAUAAUGACCAGCACACUGAAGAUCAACUCUUCAUCGUGAACCCAUCAUCAUCACAGUCUGAUGUCUCAGGAACACAAAACUCAAGAUCUUAUUCAUCAUCGUGUGUAAAGAGAUCUCAUCCAAACCCAACUGCGGUGAGACCGUAUGUUUCUAAAAGACAGCGUGUGUCUACAUCAGCUCUGGUUCAAACAGAAGCAGAACACACUGCUGGAUCACAUCUGCUGUCUGAGGUGUCAGAGACAAUCCGUCCGUAUCUGAACAGAAAACAGGUCGGAUCACAGCUUCCCAAACGAGUUCAGUUUGAACUUCAAGCCCAUCAGGGUCCAGUGAACACACUGCAGUGGUGUCCAGUGGAUCAUCACAGUCACCUGCUGCUCUCAGCAUCCAUGGACAAAACCUUCAAGUUAUGGGAUGGUGUUGACAGCGGCAGGUGCAUGCACACAUAUUCCACACAGCUGGGCUCAAUCCGUGACGCCUGCUGGCUGCCGUGCGGUCGGCGAAUCCUGUCCGGCUCAUUUGACGGCACCGUCGCUCUCACAGAUGUAGAGACGGGAAAGACUGUUGUAAAGAUGGAGAAUGAGUUUAAGGUGGGCUGUGUUACUCCUCGACCCUGUGACCCUGAUGUGUUCCUCUGUGGCGGCUUCAGUUCAGAGGUCAAGGCCUGGGACGUGCGCUCCGGUAAGGUUCUGCGGGUGUAUAAGGCCGGUAUCCAGCAGACGUUGGAUAUCUUGUUUCUGGGUGAAGGUAAAGAGUUUAUCAGCAGUACAGACGCAGUGAGUCGAGAUUCAGCAGAACUCACACUGGUCGCCUGGGACUUUGACACCACCGCUAAACUCUCUAAUCAGAUAUUUCAUGAGCGCUACACCUGUCCGUGUCUCACCUCUCAUCCGCUGGAGAACAGCUUUGCGGCUCAGACAAAUGGAAGUUACAUCGCUCUGUUUUCAGCACAGCGGCCGUACAGAAUGAAUAAGAAACGUCGAUAUGAAGGACACAAGGUGGAGGGUUUUGCAGUGCAUUGUGGGUUCUCCGCAGACGGAAGCGUUCUCGUGUCUGGCAGUUCUACCGGAUCAGUUCACUUCUAUGACUCUCACAGCUCACGGAUGCUGAAGACACUGCACGCACAUGAACACGCAUGCGUCUGCGCAGCUCUGCAUCCACUGUUACCCGGCGUCAUGGCCUCGUGUGAUUGGGGAGGAGAAAUUAAAAUAUGGAAAUAAAUGAUUUGGUAUCACAAAUCAUGUCCAUUUAUUGUUCCUUAUUGUGGAAUAUCAGUUUUAUUCACAUCAUUGUUUUGAUUUUUGUAAUUAAUAUAAGCAACGAUCAUUGUCA